UCCAUAAAUAUAACAAGGUGUUCUAAAAAUAGUAAUUAUGGGAUCAAUUAUAUGAACGUAAUUUAAAUGCCAAAUAAGGAUUAUUUAAACUUCACUGAUCAUAUACGGUAAAGUAUGGCUAUAUUUCUUUUUCAGAAUAUUGUCCUUAUUAUAAACGUUAUGGCUGCCACUAAAUCAAUCUAGUGCAAUAUUUGUAAACACCAUUAAUUUGUCGCAUUGUGAAGAUCUGAGUUUGUUUAUGUGACUGCGUUUUCGACUAAGGUGUACCAAUGCUUUGUAGUAACUAUACACAUCCUUGGGUGUACAUAGAAAUCGCUUAGCAAUAAACAAGCACUAUAAUUUGAAGAAAAAGAUCAGGCUUUCAUCGGGCACACUAGUACCAUGUAUCGUGUAUCGUUUCACAAAUAGUCUCCAAUAAGGGGGAGUGCAGAUGACAGCAUUUUUGUUCCCUUAUAUUUUCAAACAGCUGUCAAAAGAAGCAGAGACAUAUAAUACAAUUUAUGUCUCUGUACAAACAUUUGAUGUUUCUUGCUAUUACAACAUUACAUUUUUACAUUUAGAUGAUAGAAAUUUAUUGUGUUUUAUAUGAUUUUCAUCGCCAGAACUAGUAUAUUGGGAAUGAGCUUUUAUUAUUAUUUUUUUUUAAUAACGAAUAUUUCUACUGUAACUCGUGUCAUUACGUGUCACGUGAUACAGGUAGAUCAAUAUAGUAUCAUAGUGUCGUUUUUUUUCUAUCGUUACCGAGAAUUGUCAGUCAAUAUAAAUACUCUGGUUAUGUAUAAUACAUUGAAUAUUUUCAAAGAGAUUGCAGAAGGACGUCAAAUAUGCAUGAAUGAAGUAGUUGUGCAAUACCAAAAUCGCUGAUCCAGGUAAUAAAAUCGUAGCUAUUUAAAGACGUUACACAAGUACUUCUUUAUAUUCGGAGAGGAAGUGUAGAACAGAACAGACCUUUCUAGCCUGUACCAAUAUGGACAGAAAAGCUAUCCAAAAGCAGCUGACUGAAAAUGGGUUCUGUGUAGUUCCAAAUGUUGUACCCGAGGAGAAUUGUAACGAAUAUUUACAAACCUUCAAAAAGUGGUAUGCAAGCGUCAAAGAAGAUGGACAACGGAUGCGUACUUGGAAGUCAAUUAUUAAGACACAUAGGAUUGGGCACUUUGAAGCAACAUGGAAAUGUCGCUUACAGAGCAAACCUGUCUUUGAAAAGAUAUGGGGAACGGAGAAACUAUUGACCAGUGUAGAUGCCGUAGCACUCACACCUCCUGCUGAGAAAGAUGGACAGUUCCGAGAACCUGGUGGAUGUUGGUUACAUCUUGAUCAAAGCGUAAAAAGACUUGGAAAUCAUGCUUAUCAAGGAGCUGUUUAUGUAGAGGAGACAACGAAGCAAGACUACUGUUUCCGUGUCUUGAAAAACUCUCAUGCACAUCAUUCAGCAUUCUUCAAGAAAUUUCCCAAAGCUGCUGACAAAACCAGACAAUAUGAAUUUUUCAAACUAAACAAAACUCAGCGCAAAUGGUAUGAAGACCAAGGAUGUCCGUUGACGUAUGUUCCUGUUCCGAAAGGUGGCAUGGUUCUUUGGGAUUCUCGUACAGUACACGAUACAGAUCCACCGGAAGUCGGACGUCCAAAAGCAGAUAAAUGGAGAUGUGUUGUUUUUGUAAGCAUGACGCCUGCCUUUUGGGCCGACGAAUCUUGUCAUGAAUUCAAGCAAGGCGUUUAUGAAAAAUUGCAACUUACAACACAUUGGUCAUCUCAGGGACAGAAAGCCUUUGUUAAUUAUAAACCGAAGAAACGCAAAAGUGAUGGUGCAUUUAUUGAUGAACAGUCGAUCGAAGAGCUCCCUCCGGUAGCCAAAACAGUGCAAGUGAAAUUACUAAUGGGCGUUGAAAAGUACAACUUUGAUGACGGUAAACCAAAUGGACCUCCUGCUCCAACUUGGAUACCAUAGACUAUGGACUUUUUUUGGUGCCAUAUCAACUUUGAUACCAUAGACUACGGACUUUGUUUGUGUCAUAUCAACUUGGGUACCAUAGACUAUGGACCAUUUCUCGUGUCAUAUCCAGCUGACUGCUGUUUAUAAAAUUAAUACAAAUGUAUAUCAUGUUUAAAUGCACUUUGUUUAAAACAAGCAUAAAAUAUUUAUGUGCUAAAAUGCUCCACCUAUUUUGUAGAAAUACAUAUGUUCACUUUAUCGUUAAACUUGUCUUACUAAAUGCAAUGAAACAAACAAAUUGUUUGGUUACUGAAUUUUGAAGUAAUCACCUCAAAAACAAGUAUUUUCUCUGCUCAAAGUCCAUCAAGCAAAAACAAAAUAAAGUCUAUUGUUACACAAACUAUUUCAACGCCCCCCCCCCCUCCCCACCCACCCCCCCCCCCCCCCUUUCCAACCCAAAUUGUAAAAGCCAUUCCGCAAUCUUUCAAAUUCAUUCCCCAUGUACCGCACAUAAAUUCAUUAUUUGAAACUUAUUAAAAAUGAUAUAUAACAACGAGGUAGUAUUUUAUUGUUAAAUGUAUAGAAUUGUAAAUAUUAUGUGUGAAAAUCAUUAUCUUGGUUCUUUGUAUUUUAUGUAUUGAGUUUGGGAUUAUUAAAAUGCAAUCGUUUAUCUG
Messenger RNA from Mytilus californianus (California mussel), 2604 nucleotides. RefSeq lists its product as uncharacterized. The transcript is spliced from 3 exons. Bases 968 to 1945 code for a protein of 325 amino acids. NCBI's taxonomy places the organism in Eukaryota, Metazoa, Mollusca, Bivalvia, Mytilida, Mytilidae. The record is from RefSeq and is a predicted model, not a curated record.